AUUAACUAGACGACGAUGCGAGCUAGACUGAGCAGCAGCUAGCGACAGUGUGAAUCGCAGCGAGCGGCUUCGACGCCGAGAACGGGCUAGUGGAUCUGGUAGGCCCGAAUGAGCUCAGCUGUCGAGCAGAAUAUUGCCACAGUAAAACAGCAGCAACAACAAUAACAUUAGUCUGAUCAAAUCUCAGCAGGCCAAGCCGGAAAAGGCACACUGAUAAAAAACGGACGGUUGCACCAUGCAAAGUAGAAAAUCGUCAGCAAUCAGCUUAAGGUCAGCCAGCCAAUAAAUUUAAUACUACUCCAAAUCCCAAUAAUAAUUUCCUGCUGUUGCUGCCGCCGCCGCUGCCGCCGUCGCCGUCGCCGCCGCCACCGCCACCACCACCGCCACCGCCGCCGCCGCCACCUUCAAUUCCGUAGCAGGCGGCCUGCGGCGGGACCUGUAGAUUUUGUCCCGUCGUCCAUUGCGACCGACCUACCGAACGGUGCUGGCUGGUUAAUGAAUUGCGGCGUGGCAUACACUGUGGCCACUGUUUGUUGCGAGCGUAAUUACUUCUACUAUAUUUGCUUGUAUUGGAGUGUUACGAGUGAAGAUAGUUAAUCGCUCGGGGAUCUACGAAUAUGAUUGUUAUUGGUAUCUGUUCGGUAUUUUGGUCGCACGCCUACAAGCCGCGAGCUUGUGUUACGAACAACAGCUUGGACGAACUGAGAAAAACGAUAUAGUAACGAAAUGUUGUUGUGAAGCGGUUUUCGCUACAAAUAAGAAUAGCACGAAGGAGUCGUAAAGCCAGCGUAAUGGUGCUUACCCUGAGGCUGUGUUGGUUUAAUUACAAGAUUUCCUGAGUAGGCAGCAGUGUCAGAUGUGCCGAGAAAGACUUGUUCGGCAAACAACUACCACCGUUUGCAAUUCAUCAUCGCCACCUAUAAUCGUAGUCGAUAAUCUUUAUUCUGUUUCAACCUUUGGUUCUUUGCCUAACACAAACACAACAGUCAUCACUCAUAAAAAGUUAGGCGACCACAAACAAAGCGUAAGGCGUUCGUCAUUCUUCGUGAGAAGUCUGGAAAUUCCAAGGGCGCCUGUUUCUGCUGUCGACGGCAAAAAAUUUUAACAACCCUUAUAAUUUUACCUGCCGAAACGACGACCCUUUUGUGAGAUUUGUCCGGUACGUAAAGAAAGUCGAGGCUAGCUGCAUUGGUUGCAUGCUGUUGACCGCUACACAGAAGUGAAUAUGGCCGAACCAUCGCAGAAAGAAGCUCAUGAAAACAACACUGUUGAAAAAAAAUCUGAGAAAGGAUCAGAGAGUGAAUCUGCCACAUCAUCUGAAGCUCGCCUAGCGGAAAUAGUCGCUGAACUAGCUAAAACUCACGCCGAGUAUGAGGACAAGUUGCAGCCGGCUUUCGUGGCGUAUUCAUCGCACUCUAAGGCGCUACAAAUAAGUGAAGAAUUCUGUGAGAAGCAGGUUAAGCACCUUCUCCAUAAUUUGGCACCUUUAAAGAAACAGCUUAAAUCUUUAAAAAAUCUGCCAGCAUCCGUCAUGCACAAGCAGCUAGAAGUAGAGACUUCGAUGCGGGAGCUCGAAGUGGCCAUUCGCAACGUUCGCCGAAAUCUUCCUGCUAGUUGUGGCUUUUACCUCUACCUGGUUCUCGGUAGCAUGAACGUCAAUAUGCAAUCGAAUAAGUUGAAACUUAAUUACAAGAUAGAAUACGAAACCUUCAAAUUAUUUGUAACGUGGGCUUUACUUUUUCUGUCGCUACUGUGUUUGUACAUGGGAGGUGGAUCAGUGUGGGAUUCAGUGCUGUUAUUUGCCCUCGUUUGGUUCUACUGCACAUUAACGAUUCGCGAAAGUAUUCUCAAAGUCAACGGAAGCAAUAUCAACGGCUGGUGGCGCCUAUAUCACUUCAUUGCGACAGGACUUUCGGGAAUUAUCGUGUUAUGGGCGGACAAACGGUCUUUCCAGGAGCAUUUUCGAUGGUGGUUCCUUGUCUACACGUGUACAAUGCUAUUAGCACAUCAAAUGCAGUAUCGAUACCAGGCUGGCACUCUCUAUCGCCUUCAGGCGUUAGGGGAUCGAGCCAAUCCAAUGGAAGUAUCGGUUGAAGGGAUUCGAGCUUCGUUGGCAACUCCGAUGCUACGGGACUUUGCUCUACUAAUGCCAUUCCUCUACGUUGUAUACUUCAUGCAGUUCUACAUGGUUUACCUGCUGGUAGACCUGAUUCAUACGCAUCCGGAUACUUAUUCAUGGCACGCAGCAGCGACCGCCGCGUUCUUUGGGGUGAUGUUCCUCGGUAACAUAUGUACUACAUCAUUCGCGAUCUAUUCGAAAUAUAGGUACCACUUUCCAGAUCCUCUCGAACUACUGAAGAAGUUUCAGUGACCAAUACAACCGAUAAAAAGGAUGCUUUUAUUGGACACCGAUACCCAUUUUUAAUUUGGAUCUGCUAACGGUGAUUCAUCGUGACAAACUUCGACGUUUGGCACGACACUCAGUGACCGUAAUUCGCUUUCACUGACCCGAGGGGAUCGCAUAUGCCUCGAGGCAAGCAUUUUGACCAACAAAGAUGAAGGUAAAAACGACAAAAUAAACCAAAAACCUUGACUAAAGAGGAAAUAAGGUUACAAACGCCGUGCACUCCGCUGGAUUUUCUGCUGCGCAGGCCAUGGCUAAACAGAUUUGUUUUUCAGGGCGGUACGAAAGGGGUCAGGACAGAUGUGGCGGUCAUUAAAAUAUAAAAACGAGGUGUCUAUUGGUAGCGGACGACAUCGGCCUUCAAUAAACGCCAUCUUGUGGUACCGAUCACAAUAGCAAUAUCGUACAAUAUGCGGAAAAGGCGCUUCGUUGAGCGGAAAAUUAUGACAGGGCAAGAAAUCCUAUUAAAUGUUCACUAAUAACAUCGACGAAAAAUCACGAAAAAAAACACAGAAAUCGAUUUAAUAACGUGAAAUGAAUGACGGCGAAGCUUUUGGUAUUUUCGGUUGUCGUGAUAGUAAUGGUAGAAAUUAUAUUAGAUGAACUACUAGUCGAACCGUUUAGACUGGAAUAGUGGCGCUGAAAAUGGCGACGACAACGACGACUAUGACGAAGAUGAUAAUUAGGGUGAUGAUGAUCAUCAUGAAGGCGAAGA
Molecule: messenger RNA, 3119 nt
Organism: Varroa destructor (honeybee mite)
Lineage: Eukaryota; Metazoa; Arthropoda; Arachnida; Mesostigmata; Varroidae
Product: transmembrane protein 120A-like
Cellular component (GO): membrane
Source: RefSeq, a predicted model, not a curated record